Molecule: messenger RNA, 1890 nt
Organism: Melampsora larici-populina 98AG31
Lineage: Eukaryota; Fungi; Basidiomycota; Pucciniomycetes; Pucciniales; Melampsoraceae
Exons: 5
Coding region: 1-1890 (629 amino acids)
Source: RefSeq, a predicted model, not a curated record
AUGUAUCUGACCAAGUCGAUCACAUUCUCCGUCGCGCUGGGACUCUCGCAUGCGAUGUCAAGCUUACAAGCUCAAAAUUCGAGUUCCGAGACGCCCUCAAAUUCUACUGGAAACAAUCACAUUGUUAACGUCGCAAAAGAUGGCCUGACUUUUGAACCGCCGAAUGUGAAGGCUCAGAAAGGUGACACAAUCACAUUCGUUUUCUUCCAAGGGGGACACUCCGUCACUCAAACCCAUUUCGAUAACCCUUGCUCUGGGACAAAAUCGGCAUCAACUCCGUUGUGUCAACUUCCGCCCCCGUUGCUCAGUACAAGCGUGCCAACAGAAACCUCUGCCCAAUCAUCCUAUCCGACUAUCGCAACUCCAACUGACGUAUCUGCCACUAAUGUCACGGGUGGUACUCAACCUGCAUUACCAAGUGUGGAUACACCACCGCCUGUAUCAUCGGUAUCCGAUUACCCAACCUCCUCCUCGAACACAUCAGCUCCCCCCUCAAUUGAUAUACCUUCCUCCCCAGAUGUCCCUACUGAAACCUCGCCGACAUCUUUCCCAUCCGAAGGUCUGGGCACACCACCAAUAAUACCAGCCAAUGCAACUCCCGCUGUGAAUUGUACUUCAGGAGGUACUCCGAAUAUCACCUCGAGCGAACAACCACCACCAACUGACCCAGUUGUAGCUCCUCCAGCCGCAAAUGAAGGGAUUGUCUCUAGCGUGAGCUCUGGAAUGGGUACCGGAAUGGAUACACAACCUCCCCAAGUUUGCGAUGCGAAGUGUAUUGAAGUGACCGGUGCAUGUCAGAUGUCUGCUGAUUGCACACUUCAGCAACAAUCGCCCGUUACCACUAAGUGUAAGAUCGAAGAUGGGGUCUGUAAGAUUUGCGGUCAAAACACGAACGCAAACUCAAGUCAGAACCCCGAUUCAAAUGCCAACGCUGAUACGACUUCCUCUGACGAGACCGCCUUGACACCACCUGCCGAAGUGAACAGUGGCAAUGCACCUCCUCAAGACGGUUCGGUAAACCACUGGCGUCAAAAACGCAGCUCAGAGCUACACCCGAUCUCCCGCCGUCAAGCUCAGAUCGACGGAGCCAGCAUGUUUCCUCAAGAAACGCCUAACGAUCCCAACAACAAUGCAAUCGCAGCUCCCGUGAAUCCAACAUUAUCUGAUCAAACAGCUGCCAAUCCUACUGACCCUUCGACACCAUCGACCACCAAUUAUACCGACCCUUCGACACUAUCGCAAGAUGGCCCAGGUCUGGACUCGGGCUUAGUCAAAGUCGAUGACGCCUCAAAAUCCACCGGAAUUCAAUGGAAAAUCACAAUCACAGAUGACAGCAAACCUCUUUGGUUUAUGUCGGCCGGUCAGAACGACUGCACAAGUGGAAUGGUUUUCGCUGUCAACGCGCCAGAAUCAGGUCAUACAGCUUCGGAGUUUGCUUCUAUCGCAAAGACCAGUACUUGUGCUAGUCCCUAUCCUUCUUGUACCAAACUCUCAGGAGACGGAGCAACAGCAUCAAGUCCACCUCCUAAAUGUGCUGCUUCAGCACCACCACCUGAUCAAAACGGCACCAUCACAUCUGGGAGCCCUCCAACUGACCCGACCGUACCACUUACUCCUUCGAGCAAUGAUACCGCGCCUCCUUCGAGCAAUGAUACCGCGCCUCCUUCGAGCAAUGAUACCGCGCCUCCUUCCAACAAUGAUACCGCGCCUCCUACGGUUGUUUCCGCUACUGGGACCAACCCACCACCAGCCACUCCUCCAGCUCAAACUUAUCCGCCUGUUGCCAAUGCAUCAAGCGGAGGUGACAGUACCGGUGAACAAUCCAGCAACGGGACUUCAAGCUCAACCAAGCAUUUUGAGGGUGUAUUUGGGAUGGAAAUGGAUCCCUGA